AUGAAAUUAAACAUAUGUGUGGUUGUUGUAAGUGACUCCAUUGAAGGGUUUGGAACAGAUGAAGACUCGUUGACGAGAGCCAUUGUGAUGCGUGCUGAGAUUGAUUUGAUGAAAGCAAGAGGAGAGUACUUCAACAUGUACAAUACAAGCAUGGAUAACGCUAUUAUUGGUGAUGUUUCCGGUGACUACAAGGACUUCCUCCUCACUUUGCUUGGCUCCAACAUCUGA
This is a messenger RNA of Eruca vesicaria subsp. sativa (arugula), 228 nucleotides long. The record is from the annotation of a GenBank genome assembly. Lineage: Eukaryota; Viridiplantae; Streptophyta; Magnoliopsida; Brassicales; Brassicaceae.